AAGAAGUUUGUGGUCGCAGUGCUUGUGUCACGUGGCAAGCGGUAAUAGGAAGUUGGAAGCGGUAGAGAGAAAAGGUCGUUCCGUCUCGAUCCAUUUUCUUCGUCUCCCUCUUCUCUCUCUCUCUCUGUCUCUGGAGAAGGCGAUUUCUCGACCAGUGAAGCGGCGUCGCUUACCACACCGAUCGAAAGCUCAAACCCCGCAUCGAAUCUUCAGCAGUCUCACUAAUCUCUCUCACUCGACGGUAGAUUUCGGAGGCCGUCAUCUAUUCUCACCCAAUCCAGAAGGAUCUCGCCGUCGUCCUCCGAAUCGAAACGCUACAAGGUUUAAGUGGCUCAGCCUUAACACUCCUAAACCUAGUGGGAGUUCAAAGCGAAACGCUGGAGAGUUUGGUUCGCAAACAUCUAACACUACUGUUGGUGAUGAAGAGGCGCGUCCAGAGGGUAGCAAGGCAGCUAAAGCUAGAAAGAAUAAUACUCAAGGAAUAAAAUCUAUGGCUGAUUUUACGACUGUCAUGGAGUUGAAGAAGGAUGAUCUCCUGCUGAAGGAGAGAUUGUCAAAGCUUGCCAUUCUGGACACACUCCUAGCCAAGCCAGGACCACUAAGCGAGCCUGAGGAAGUUGUGAAGAACAAGCUGCUCGCUCUGUAUUUCUGAAAAUGUUAUCGCAUUUAUUAUGUUUAUUUAAAAUGGGGAUAUAUAGUUACAGCCAACCUUCAGAUUCUGCAGAGUAUGGUGGAGAGACAUCUGAGUACAGCGAGACGGAAGACCUCAUCCGUCGUGACCAGGAAGAGUUGAGCUUGCAAUAUGGUGACACGGCUCAGUACCCUCUGCAGUACCCUCCACAACCGGAGGUGGAGUUUGGAUUCCCCCAGGUUUGCUACUGUGGUGGUGCACCAAAGUUAGCUACAUCAUAUACUAGGCUUGAUCCAGGGAGGAGAUACUACACCUGCGAGCACGUGGAUGAUGGAGAAUGCCAUGUGUGGAAAUGGUGGGACGUCGCAGUCAUGGAGGAGAUGAGGGCGAGGGAUAAACACGUUCUUCAGUUGGAGGAAAAGGUAGACAAUCUGAACCUUCUGAGUGACUAUGAGACAGAUGAGAAGGUGCUUAGGCUAGAGCAGUUAGUUUGUGACUUGGCAAAGAAGGAAUCUAGUUUUAUAAAUGGCUUUGAGGUAUUCAUUGGUGUAAUGCUCAUCGUUUUAGUUGUACUAGGGUUGGUGAUCGGAUUGAAGUGAUUCGUCAUUGGUGCAUUGAGAACGUGAUAAUGCUCAUCUUUUUAGUUUCAAGCGUAGUGAACUUUUAAUUAUAAAGACUAAUGUAAUGAAGGAUGUAUCUCUACUGUGAACUUUAAAGUCAGAGUUUUAAUUAUAAAGACUAAUGUUGUAACAAACAUCCCUUCUCACCAUAAAUUGUUGGUCCGUGAAACUUUAAAACAAAAACGUUUUCCCUCCUAAAGAAACAUUGUUGGUCCGUGAUACUUGAAAACAAAACAUAUUUUCUCACAAACAAACAUUGAUGUGUAAGACUCACGAGCGUUUGUUUUUUAUUGCCACAACAAAACAAUAUAGAAUCACAAGUUGUAUAAUUUAAAUCACACUAGUAUCACAAGAUACACUUAUUUCAUUCUAUAAAUAUGAUAGAUCGUUGGAAAUUUUAAGACAUCCCUCUUCUUAUACCAAAUCUUCUUCUCUAUCAUAAAUUUUAAAUUUUUUUUUUCAAAAAUCAAAUGGCAUCUUCUUCUCAUUAUCACUACCACAUAAAUGAUGAUGAUGAAAUCGAUUCCAUGUUAGAUGAUUAUGCUGAAACCUUUGAGCUUAUUCCAGAACCAAAAGAGCGAAAGAAACUUAUUUUUAUCGAGAGGCACCGAGAAGAAGGCCACCAAAUGCUCUGGGAUGAUUACUUUAGCGAGACUCCAACUUACACGCCCCAAUUAUUCCGGAGACGGUUUCGAAUGAACAAAUCAUUGUUCCUGCGUAUUGUGCAUCGUCUCUCUACGGAAAUACCGUAUUUUAAACCAAGAGAAGAUUGUACCGGCCGGUCUAGUCUAACACCGCUACAAAAAUGUACUGCAGCAAUUCGACAGUUGGCAUAUGGCGGUGCAGCUGAUUCACUUGAUGAGUAUGUCCGACUUGCUGAAACGACAGCUCGGAAAUGUUUGCACAAUUUUACGGAAGGUAUAAUCAGCUUGUUUGGUGAUGAAUACUUACGACGUCCCACACAAGAGGAUCUGCAAAGACUACUCUAUAUUGGAGAACAACGUGGGUUCCCGGGGAUGAUUGGAAGCAUCGACUGUAUGCAUUGGGAGUGGAAGAAUUGCCCCACGGCUUGGAAAGGAAUGUAUUCACGAGGAACCGAAAAACCAACUAUUGUUUUGGAGGCCAUAGCUUCAAGUGACCUCUGGAUAUGGCAUGCGUUUUUUGGAGCUCCAGGUACUAUGAACGAUCUUAAUAUUCUUGAUCGAUCACCCGUUUUUGAUGACAUUAUUAACGGAAUUGCGCCAGAAGUGAACUUCUAUGUUAAUGGUAAUCCAUACCAUUUGGCAUAAUAUCUCACUGAUGGUAUUUAUCCUAAAUGGGCGACUUUUAUUCAAUCUAUCCGACUUCCACAAAGUGAGAAACAUUCGUUAUUUGCUAAAACCCAAGAAGCUGUUCGAAAAGAUGUGGAGCGUGCCUUCGGAGUUCUGCAAGCUAGAUUUGCCGUAGUGAAAAAUCCAUCCAAGUUAUGGGAUAAAGACAAAAUAUCAAAUAUUAUGAAAGCAUGCAUCAUACUCCAUAAUAUGAUUGUCGAGGAUGAAAGAUCAACAUACUCUCAGUAUAACGUGAGAGAAUUCCAAGAAAGCGAGGAAGAGGAUACAUUCACCGUUACUCCAAAUUCAAAUCUCGGCACUGCAAUGGAUCGUCGAUCGAGCGUUCGUAACAGGCAAGCCCAUGAACAAUUAAAAUUCGAUUUGAUUGAAAAUAUUUGGGCUAAAUUUCGACAUUUUCCAAAUAACCAGUGAUUUUUAAGUUUCUAUGAAUUGAAUAAAAUGUGUGUUUUAUGAAUUUUUUUUUUAUGUAUGGAAUGUAUUAAAAUGUUUGUAAUUUUAAUUAAAUGAAAUUUAUUUCCUCUUUUUAAUGUAUUGAAUAUAAAUGGAUAUAUCUUAAUUAUUACUUAUUAAUUAAAUAAAUAUUUUAUACUUAAGAACCUUUCAAAAGUUCCAUUGAUAAUGUUGUAUUUUAUUGAAGUAUCUUAGAAAACUUCUUAGACUAAAAAUAGUAAUUAAAAAUUCUAAGAUGU
Molecule: messenger RNA, 3271 nt
Organism: Brassica napus (rape)
Lineage: Eukaryota; Viridiplantae; Streptophyta; Magnoliopsida; Brassicales; Brassicaceae
Exons: 4
Coding region: 655-1230 (191 amino acids)
Source: RefSeq, a predicted model, not a curated record